UGGGCGGGGCCACCGAUUUGCCCGUGGGUGUAUUUAAGGGUGGCUCAUGGCGGAGGAAGGUACGACUUUUGUUGCUGUUUUGCUUGUCUGCAAUUCUUGAGUCUCCUCGCUUUGUUCCUGUCGUGUCUGUGAUUUUCUGUUUCUGUUUGGUAAAAGACGUGAGUGGUGGGCAAGUUUGGUCAAAGUAUUUUCAAUUUUCCAGACGUGAGCGGUGGGCAAGUGAAGCCUCGCGAAGCACUGAGGCUUUCCUCGCAAUUGUGCCCAAAAAGAUUCCAAGCUUUCAAGGCGUCAGUAAUGGUGACAUCUGCUGGACGACCGAAGCCAUAGCACCCUCUGAAGAGCACACGACGGAAGCACUGGCGCCGUUUCUCAGAAAAGUGUUUUGUUCGUUCAUACCGAAUCAUGAUUAUGUCGUCAUGACAAUAAAAUGUGCAAAUGCUCUCGCGAUACUCCGACACACAUUCCAGAUUAACCCAAGAAUCAGUGCAAAUUAUAUUAAAUGUUGGCGGCACGGUGGACGACUGGUUAGAGCGUCCGGCUCCCAGUUGUGAGGACCGGGGUUCGAUCCCCCGGCCCCGCCUGUGUGGAGUUCGCAUGUUCUCCCCGCGCCUGCGUGGCUUUUCUCCGGGCACAUCCCAAAAACAUGCAUGCUAGGUUCAUUGACAACUCUAGAUUGCCCGUAGGCGUGACUGUGAGUGCGAAUGGUCGUUUGUUUGUAUGUGCCCUGCGAUUGGCUGGCGACCGGUUGAGGGUGGACCCCGCCUCCUGCCCGAUGAUCGCUGGGAUAGGCUCCGGCACGCCCGCGACCCGCGUGAGGCGAAGCGGCUCACGAAGUGGAUGGAUGGAUAUGAAAUCUUGGUUAAGGGUUGAUUUCAAACUUUGAGCUUUAUUUAAAAAGUGUACUAAAAGUCCCUAACAGGAUUCGAGAUCCUUCCUACUUUGCAAAUGAUGAUGGUGUGUGAAUUCAGAAACAUUGUUUUGUGUGCGUGUGUGGCGUUUUGAAGGAAAACCUUUCCAGAUAAUACACUUUGGGACCACCGCCUCCCUCUCCUGAGAAGGGCACAGCGGCGGCUGAUAACCGUACGAGUGGCAGAGCAAACGAGGGUGAGGCAGGUGAGAAGACCGCGAGGGGGGUGCCGAUGGCAAACACGGCGAAGAGCAGCCUGGCCGUUGGUCUGUGGGUGAAAACCAGACGAACGACAAACAACCGUUCGCACUCACGGUCACGCCUACGGGCGAUCGAGAGUCUCCAAUUCACGCAUGUUUUGGGGAUGUGGGAGGAAAGCGGAGCGCCCGGGGAAAAGCCACGCAGGCACGGCGGGGAGAACAUGCAAAUUGAACCCGGGUCCUCAGAACUGUGAGGCGGAGGCUCUGACCGGCCGUCCGCGGUGCCGCCCCCAUGCCAAGUCAUUGCUGUUCAAGUCCAAGUCGAGUUGAGUCUUUGAACAUGUUGUCAAGUCUAAAGUCCUGUGACUCUGAAAACCAGCGCAACAGUUUCCAACUCCAACUUCUGCGUGGCGGUCCGUUCACUGGCCUUUGGCCGUUCUUGACCGAAUACUGCCAAAUGGACGCCGCGGAGGCUGAGCGGCUGAGCGGCCGCGUCCGGCUUUCCCGAGCCGUGGGACACCGGUGGGUCAGCGUGAUCGCGCUACUCACGGGAUUAUGGAAGCCGUCUUCUCGCGUUGAGAAUCGCCGGUCGCGUCUUGACCUCUCGCACAAAUGGCGCUAUUACUGGAAAAUACUGGAUGGGUGACACGGAAAAUAGCGAACCUUCAUCUGCCGCUCCGUCUGCGUUGCGUGAGCCCAAUAUUCCUCAUGCCGCUGGUUAUUCCGCUCAAACCGGGAAAUGUGCACAAUUGCUGUACCGGCCAGCUCUCACUCGUCUUUGACCGGCAACCUCUGAGCGAGGUGCACAAGGUUGUGAUUAUGCACCAGCUUAAUGACAAAGCGGCGGCACGGGCAAUCCGGCUGCACCUACGUCUUUAUCCCCCUUUCUCACAGAGAUGACUAAAGUUCCGGAACAUCCUAUUCAAAGCCAGGAAGCAGGUAGCCGUCUAACGUGUUACUUUUCGCAUCCCGGCUGCAGAGAGCGGAUUUGAUGACGUUGCGUUACAGAGUAUUUUUGGUCGGGGACUCGAUGAACUGGCAGCGUGUGACGGGGCACUCGAUCUGGAAGAACUAAGUGGACUUCCCAUCCGAUUGGACAACCGUCUGCGGGAGCAGCAGCAAGUACUGUCAUGUGCUGUGUUUGGUAAUGCCGCCCUCUCUCUGCCCUUCAGUCUCGGGGGUGCGGGCGGAGCCACUUAGGCGCACCCGCCAGCGUUUUGCUCCUGGGUGUAUUUAAGGGCGGCUCGUUCUGGAGGAAUUACUUUGGCUUAUCCGCAAUUCUCGAGUCUCCCAGCUUUGUUCCUGUCGUAUCCUGUCUCGCCGUUUCCAGUGGCACUUAAGGUUUUUUGUAAGCGCUACUGUGAUUUUGUGUUUGUGUGAUUUUUCCGGCAGUCCCCGUUGUCCGUUGCAGUUGGAGUUUGUCCUGUUUUGUGGCAGCGCCAAAGCAGACUGUGAUGGGUGAACACGGGAUCCGGUCGACGACCGCUAUGUAGAAUUGCCUCAACAGCUUUUGGUGGCGCUUCCUCAGAAGCCGCAGGAAUGGCAUCCUCUGCCGGGCCUUUUCGAGGAUGGACUUGAUGUUGAUCUCCCACUUGCGGUCCCGAGAGACUGUAAUUCCCAGCAACUUGAAGGUCUCGGUGGUUGACGUGGGGCAGUUGUGGCGAAGGUCAUGUAUUGGUCAUAUUGACCUUCCUUCAGCUGUGGCUCCGUCCACCUCUUUGUUAGUUUUUUUUUUUUUUGCUGCUAUUCUUGGUUUCUGUACUCUCAUGUCAGCACUUUUGCCUUUGUUAUGGCCUUUGGUCCUUCUUGACAAUCCCCCUCGGAUCGUACCAGUUCCGACCUAAAAGCGUUCCGGGCGACAACGAAGACUGGCUGAGCGUGACAAACUAAGCCAUAUGCGCCGAAUAUGAUUUGUGAUUUGCUUUGUGAAAAUAAAGUCCCAUCUUAAGCAUUUCACCGAAUAACUUAAUAAGCAGAAGGGCCUAUCCUCAUGUCGUCAGUGCGCGUUAAGGAAUAACAACAUCGAGCUGCUGUCGGCCACAACUCUCCACUCCGUCCUAAAUCGACUCCCAAGCUACUCACUGCCCCGCACACUCAUCAUUACAGAUCACAGAUAUGACAGUAUUUGUUUCUCCGACUGUCCAACUUGGACCUCCGAGUUUGGGCGGCGUUCCGGUGAACUUUUCCCGAUCGGAGGUCGGAUGACUCCGACUUCCCACUUUUCUGGAGUGCGGCGUAACAUGACUCAAUUGCUCCAGCUAACAAUGCUAAUGCCAAUGUUUUACGGCACAACGCAUUGUGAUUGGAUGAGAACGGUUUCCAUGGUAAGCUGCAACUUUAACAGGAUGUGAAUGCAUCACUUCCGUCCUGUCUGUGUGCGUGUGCGUGUGCGUGUGCCACCACAAUUAUCCUCCAUCCGCUUGAACGUGUGCAUCCUUCUGGAAGUGUCACACAGCGGUUGCCAUGGAGACAGUCUCCUCCUUCCUGUGCGCGUGUUCGUGCGAAGCGUUUCCUCGCGUGCACGUUUGAGGAGACGCGUCACUGCUGCAGGCGACACUAACACACACAGACACACACACACACACAGCACCGUGAAGAGUGACUCCUCCCCGCCUGCCACACAAGCAUGACAUCAUCGCACGCACGCACGCACGCGCACACACGCACCGUGUGUAGGAUGUGUUGAUCGUGGGCUGGUCGCGGUGAAGAAGAGGAGAAUAAAUCAAGGACAAGAAGGAUGGAGUCGGAAGAGAAUGUGCUCCAGUCGUUUCUUCUCAUCCUUCUGCUCGCCGCCUCCUGCACGAUGGUGGGUCCGGCGGCCCCGCAGAGGCAGGCGGGUCAGGCUCAGGAGCGCGGCGGCUGGCAGGUAUUCAGCUCGGCCCAGUACUCAGGGGGCGGCUGCGUGUGUACGGUGGUGACCCCCCACGACGCCGUCUGCUCCCGAGACGCUCGCAGCAAGCAAGUGCGACGCCUGCUGGACAAGAACAUGAGCCGCUCCAUCGAGGAUUUGGACCAGCGCACCCGGCAGGACAUCGGCAUGGUGGAGAAGAUGGAGGCGGAGCUAAGAGGUCUGGAGAGGAAGUUCAAAGCGGUGGAGGCGGGGCAUGAGAGCAACAGGGCCAGGCACUACCAGGCCGUGAAGGCCAAGAUGGAGGAGCUGCGUCCGCUCAUCCCGCUGUUGGAGGCGUACAAGGCCGACGCCCUUCUGGUCCGGCGCUUCAGGGAGGAGGCGGCCAACGUGACGGCGACGCUGGCCGAGCUGCACGACCGCAUGGCCCUGGUGGACUAUCAGGACCUGCACGCGCGCGUGGCCGGCCUGGAGGAGCGGCUGCACGCCUGCAUGCAGCGGCUUGCUUGCGGGAAGCUAACGAGAAUCGCCGAGCCCGUCAUCGUCAAGACCUCCGGGUCCAGGUUUGGGUCCUGGAUGACGGACCCGCUCGCACCCGCCGGAGACAACAGAGUGUGGUACAUGGACGGCUACCAUAACAACCGCUUCGUGCGCGAGUACGAGUCGCUGUCGGACUUCAUGACGUCGGACAACUUCACGUCGCACCGCCUGCCUCACCCGUGGUCCGGGACAGGUCAGGUGGUUCUGAACGGCUCGCUAUACUUCAACAAGUUCCAGAGUCACACGCUGAUCAAGUUCGACCUGAAGUCUUCGCUCAUCAGCCGCUCGCGCCAGCUCGACUUCGCCGGCUACAACAACAUGUACCACUACUCGUGGGGGGGGCACUCCGACAUCGACCUGAUGGUAGACGAGGGCGGGCUGUGGGCCGUCUACGCUACCAACCAGAACGCCGGCAACAUCGUGCUGAGUCGGCUGGACCCCGACAGUCUUCAGGUGCUGCGCAGCUGGACCACCAACCAUCCCAAGCGCAGCGCCGGCGAGGCCUUCAUGGUCUGCGGGACGCUAUACGUCACCAACGGUUACUCGGGUGCCACCAAGGUUUACUACGCCUUCGCCACCAAUUCGUCCACAUACGAGUACAUCGACGUGCCCCUCGCCAACACCUACGGGCACAUCUCCAUGCUGGACUACAACCCGCGCGACAGGGCGCUCUACGCUUGGAACAACGGGCGACAGCUCCUCUACAACGUCACGCUCUACCACGUCAUACAGUAAUCACGUUGCGCGUCGUGAUGCCGUGACAUUACAUCAUCGCAAUGUCAUGACAUCACCAACGAACAUCAUUACAUUGCCCAUUGUGACAUCAUAACAUGACAUCACCAAUGAUAUAAUAGUUUGGAUUUUUUUCAUACUGUGAGUUUUAGUUCUUAUUUUAUAUGAAUGAUUUAAUUUUAACCAGUUUUAGAGCGUAUUUGCUAGUUUUCUGGAGUUUUUAUUCAUUGAGAUUUUCCAAUUAAAUUCGUUGUUUUGUUGGUUUUCAUUGCUUUAAUAACCUUGGCUUGUAAUGCCAUCACGCGAUUAUGACAUCAAGUCAUGACGUGACACAAACCGUCACGUCAUGACAUGUUAUGACCCGUCAUGACGUGUGACAGUGAGUUGAUGUGAGUGACAAUGUUGACAGGUGUCGUUCAUCCUUUUGUAAUCUUUGGAAACAAUAAACACGUGAGGUCACAUGACAUGGUCACGUCACGUUAGAAUGCCAGCUCGCAGCAAUACAAAUGUUUUCUAUUCUCUUUGCGCAUAGAUACAUUUACACACGUACACAUUGUGGAUCUACUGCAACACGCAGGAAUUUCAUAAUAAAUAAUAAUAAUAAUGUAUGGAGGACUCUUUCUAUUCCUCUUGUCAAUCACAGAUGUGUCAAAAUGUCAAAUAAAGAGCAAUAACCGA
Phyllopteryx taeniolatus (common seadragon) is the source of this 5905-nucleotide messenger RNA. Its product is annotated as noelin-like. The record is from RefSeq and is a predicted model, not a curated record. Lineage: Eukaryota; Metazoa; Chordata; Actinopteri; Syngnathiformes; Syngnathidae. The transcript has 6 exons. The coding region runs from base 3845 to 5230 and encodes 461 amino acids. Gene Ontology annotation, biological process: signal transduction.